Messenger RNA from Brassicogethes aeneus, 459 nucleotides. NCBI's taxonomy places the organism in Eukaryota, Metazoa, Arthropoda, Insecta, Coleoptera, Nitidulidae. The record is from the annotation of a GenBank genome assembly.
AUGAAACGAAAGUUCCACCUAUUGGUCGGUAUAUUUACCGACGAAAAUUUGCAAAAGGCCAUCGAAGCGAUGUACAAUGGGAUCACAAUAAGGGAAUCUUGUCGAAGAUACAGCAUUCCCAGGGCAACACUACAGGACCGGAUCAAGGCGCGAAUUGCUAAUAAGCCAAGGCAAAUAGGCCCAGACUCAUAUUUGAGCGCCGAAAAUGAGAAAAAAGUGGUCAACUGGAUAAUCAAUUUGGCGAAAUGUGGAUUUCCUGUUAAAAAGUGUAAAUUAAUUUCUACGAUACAAAAGAUUGUCUUGGAUCAGAAAAUAAAAACUCCAUUUAAAGACGGGAAAACUAGCCAAAAAUGGUAUUCAUCAUUCCUUCAUAGACAUUCACAAAUUUUCACCCGAACUUCUGAGUCAAUAGACAAGUCUCGUGCAAAAUUUACGGAAGAAUAUAUCAAUUUUCUAUAA